AUGGGGCCUUUAGAGACAGUCGUUGGCGAUGCAGCAGCAGCAGAAGAAGGAGGAGGAGACGAAGCAGCAGGAGACGUGCUGCGUGUAUGGAGACAGGUCCGUGCUGCUCUGUCUUCGCGGCUGCUGCAGCAGCUAGCAGCAGCAGAAACUGCUGCUGCAGCAGAUAAACCCCCAGCAGCAACUCCAGCAGCAACAGCAGCAGCAAACAGCACCACAGAAAACCUUUCUCCCCUCCUCGCGCUUAGAAUGCACCAGCUGUCUGCUGAGGUGAUCCGUAUGGAGGAGCUGGGGGAGCUGCUGUCUUGGGUUGCUCCAGCAGCAGCAGCAGCAGUAUCUCUUGCUGCUGAGGGGCUGCCUGUUUACUCUCUUAUCUUUGACUGUCUCGAUGCCCUUCUUGCUGCUGCGCUGCGCUCGCUGCAGCGUACAGACACCGCAGCACAGCCUGCUGAACAACCAGCAGCAGCAGCAGCACCUGCUGCUGCUGCUGCUGCUGCACCAGCAGCAGCAGCAGGUGAAGCGGGAACAGAAGCAGCAACAGAAGCAGCAGCAGAAGCAGCAGCAGACACUGCUGCUGCUCAAGACGGCACGCAGCAGGCUGCAGCAGAUGGAGAUUCCACCCAGACAACAGCUGCAGCUAAUGCUGCAGCUACUGCUGCUCCUGCAGCAGCAGCACCAGCAGCAACUGCUGCUGCUGCUGCUGCUGCUGCGGCCCAGGAGCUGCCCACCUAUCCUGAUCGUCCAGCAUAUUCGCGGGCAGCUCGGUCCCUCUUCGCUCUGCACGGCAGUCGUUUGCUGCGUUUGCUGCAGUUCGUAGAGCGGCUGCUGCAGCUGCAUCUAUCUGCUGCUGCUGCGGUGUAUAGGCAGCUCGAGCGUGUCUUGGCGCUGCCGUGUCGCCGUCUGUUGGAGGUUUGUGUUGAGUUGCUGGAGGAGGAGCGGCUUGCUGCUGUUGCUGCUGGUGCUGCUGCUGCCGACGCACCAGCAGCAGCAACAGCAGCACCAGCAACAGCAGCAGCAGCAGCAGCAGCAGCAGCAGAUGCACCGCUGCAGCAGCAAAUUGCCAAAGGCUUGCUGCUUGCUGCUCUGAGGCUAACCACACAGAUCGCUCGCGGCUACCAGGCGCUGGCGGACUCUGCGGUGCAGCAGCGUGAAGCCAGCAGCAGCAGCAGCAGCAGCAGCAGCAGCAGCGGUGCGGGUAGCAGCGGCGCUGCGAAUGGGUUGGGUGCGGCGGACAGCAGCAGCAGCAGCAGCAGCAGCAACAGCAGCAGCAGCAGCAGCAAGAUGAAGAAGAGCCUGGGUUUCCCUCGUUAUCGAACAGAGGAGACACACCAGUGGACCUCGCAUUGA
Molecule: messenger RNA, 1344 nt
Organism: Eimeria mitis
Lineage: Eukaryota; Apicomplexa; Conoidasida; Eucoccidiorida; Eimeriidae
Exons: 5
Coding region: 1-1344 (447 amino acids)
Source: RefSeq, a predicted model, not a curated record